Molecule: messenger RNA, 3149 nt
Organism: Anastrepha ludens (Mexican fruit fly)
Lineage: Eukaryota; Metazoa; Arthropoda; Insecta; Diptera; Tephritidae
Product: solute carrier family 22 member 13
Exons: 6
Coding region: 365-2368 (667 amino acids)
Biological process (GO): transmembrane transport
Molecular function (GO): transmembrane transporter activity
Source: RefSeq, a predicted model, not a curated record
UUCAACUGGACGGACGCUUUAACGCUGGUAAAUUAAGAGACAAAGAGAAAUUAUUAUAUAAGUUUAAAGAGCGAGUCGUGAAAGUUAAGAUAUUCGGGAACCACUGUGUGUACUUACUACCGACCUAUAAAGCGUUUGUGAAACUGUGGCAGAUUCAGUAUUCGAAUUUUUGAAUUGCUGAUGAUCGUGAAUUGUUGAAAUCAAGAAAAAAAAUAUUUGCAAUAAGCAACUACUAGUUGUUGCAGCAUCCUGCGCAGAUCCACAAACUGCGCAGCUAAUCUCUUUAACUCGUUUACUUAAAUAAAUAUUAUGCAUUUCUCGCAAUAAAACGCUGCCAAUAAACAACAACAACAACACCCCAGCUAUGUCUCCCGAAUCGUUGAAUCAACACGAUCAACGUAACAACAGCAACAAUAACAGCUUCCGCAGCAAUCGAACGCAAAUAAAUUACAACAAUGGCAACAACAGCAAUAGGCUCACGGGCUCACUAACACCCGCCACAACGCCACAAAUGUUGCACCGCCAUAGAAGUAGCGUUUACAUAGCACCCAACGACGUCAACAGCAUAGAAACGCAUUCCACACCAACGAUACCAGCGCCACCAUCUACGCUAGAACGCACACCACAGCAGCCUAAUCCGGGGGUGCGUAGUAAAGUUAUCGGCGAAGCCGCGCUGUCACAAAUUCCACAGGCAAAGCCAAAACUCGCCACACCUGCCGCAGCAGGCACUGACAUAAUCGGCAGUGUGUUGGGCGAUUUUGGCAUCUGGCAGCUGCGUUCGGUGCUUAUACUUUUCCUGUGCAAACUACCCGCCUCUUGGUUUAUGGCCUGCAUUAUUUACACAGCGCCAGAGAUUAAGCCAUCCGUUCAGUAUCGCUGCGACGCAAGCCAGCUGAGCGCAAAUCAGUCGAUAUCAGAGAACCAGUGUUAUGUGGUGGAUUGGAGCGCCAAUGUCGCGGCGAAUGGUAGCACAGCAGGUGAGACGAUACUCUCACAGGAGCCAUGCACGGAUUUCGUGUACGACGACUACUUUUACUCGUUCAUAAUGCAGUACAAUUUGGUUUGUAUGCGUGAAAUUUUUGUGGCCUGGACGCAGUAUUGGCAUCUGUUUGGCGUGUUGGUGGGCGGCGUCAUAGGCACCAAAGCGAUGCUGAAACUCAGUCCACGUACUGUCUAUAUUAUCGGCGCCGUGCUACAGAUUAUCCUGGGUGUCAUCACCGGCUAUUCGGGAGCGCUAACAAUGCACUGUAUCUUUCGCUGCCUUGCAGCCAUCGGUUGUGCGCUCAUGUUCACCUCCGCACAAGCGAUUUUUGGUGACAUCACUGGUGGCCGCUAUCGCACCGGUGUCAUUAUACUCUAUGACACCUUCUGGUCACUCGGCGUGAUCUUGCUGCCGGGCAUUUCAUCGUUCUUCCAAAAUUGGAGUGAACUUUAUUUAGGCAUCGCAUUCCCCACAGUUAUUCUCUUGUUCCUACUGCAAUGGACACCCGAAUCUCCACGUUGGCUGCUAAAGAACGGCAAGGAGCACGAUGUGUACCGCGUGGAGCGUAUGUUACGCAAGGCUGUGGACAUCAAUGAGCGCACCUUCCUCAUACCCGAUGACUUUCGGCAGCAGCUCGAAAAGCUACGUGAGUCAUUACGCACACAAAAGCCACCUGCCACGUGGCUACAGCUGUGGCGUGGGCCACGUGCUAAGUAUUACAUGUUGGCAGCGCACAUUGCGCUCGCCUGUUACAUCGUGAACUACAUGGGCAUGUUGUUGAAUUUACGCUCGUUCGGUAGAAAUUAUCGGGUGCCGAACACCAUCGCUAUGGGUGUCGCCGAAAUCAUUGGCUGUUUCAUUGGGUUACACUUCGCCAUGAAACAUGGGCCGAAAAAGUUUAUGUAUGCAGGUUGCUUCAAUAUUGUUGCCGGGCUCGUUGGCUGUCUCGGUUGGACCUUUACGAGUGCGAAUUUGAAUCCCGACCUCAAAGUCGCUCUAUGGAUGAUAAUCGCCGUCGUGCCAAAAGCCUCUGUUUCCUGCGCUCAAUCCAUGAUGCAGGCUUGCAUGGCUGAAGUUAUGCCAGCGAAUAAGAAGCAACCAUUUGCAUUCUCUGUCGUCACAUGGGCACGCAUUUGGCUGUUGACCGCACCGUUCAUCAAUCUGCUCAAGAAGACCGAUGUUGCGCUCUCGCUCACAUUUUUCGCUGUGCUCACUGUGAUAGGUGGCAUCUGUACCUGUAUGUUGCAGCCUCCAAAGCAAAAGAACAGCGCGAAUCUUGUCAUGGCUAGGGCGGGUGAUAAUCAGGAGGCGCAUAAAAAGGAGCGCUCGCCGUUGGCCGCCACCGUUUGGACGGUUGAAAGUGAUGUGAAUAAUACGCGUCUUUGAGUAUAUUCUAAUUUAUUACCUUUAGAUGUAGUUUAUAUUAGUCGCCGUACAAGAAAAGAAUGUUUUCCAACUGAUCGAAACUCCAACCCUUUGAUUGAUAGAAACAUCUGUAAACAUUCCCUUUGAGUGAACAGACCUGCUCAUCAAUAACAUGAAGGCUUAUUUGAGUAGGCGAUUCUAAUAAGCGGUACCUGUUAUUUGUUAGAAAGGAAUUCAAAAUCACAUGAAUGCCAUAGUAAGAUUAGAAUUUUGAUAUUUUAUACUCUUAAAAGGCGUUGGAGUAAAUGACGACAAAAUGCAUCAGCACUGCCGGUCAGAUGAUGGGUCAUAUGACGGUCAGAUUUCUUGUAGGGCAAUUUAGCGCGUGCCAUUAGAAACAAAGUCUUACCCACUUAAUUAUACCUACACUCAUAGUUUAUACUCGUAGUACACUUGUUGUUAUUUGUUGCACAUAUAUUUUACUGUUUAUUAGCACUACGUUCAUAACCUUAAAAUUGACUUGAAAAAAGCGAAAAAUUUAUAGUUUAGUAAAUCUGUGAUUAGCUAAGUCAUGUUUACUUGAAAUUUAGGGAGUGUUUCUUAUACUGUCAUCUCUUUAAAAUUAUACAAAUUGUCAAUUACUUGAUCGUACUUAAAUUUAGCUACGAAGCCUGUAUUAUUAUGGGUUAACCAAUCGAACACUGUCAUUCCAGCAUACAUUUAUUAAAAUUAAGACAUAAAUAUAUGUAUGUAUACACACUUAGAUAAUUAUAUACGAAUGAAAAUAUAUGCUCACAUAAAU